This is a messenger RNA of Varanus komodoensis (Komodo dragon), 605 nucleotides long. RefSeq names its product LSM8 homolog, U6 small nuclear RNA associated (gene LSM8). Gene Ontology annotation, biological process: mRNA splicing, via spliceosome. The transcript is spliced from 4 exons. The record is from RefSeq and is a predicted model, not a curated record. Gene Ontology annotation, cellular component: precatalytic spliceosome; U4/U6 x U5 tri-snRNP complex; U6 snRNP. NCBI's taxonomy places the organism in Eukaryota, Metazoa, Chordata, Lepidosauria, Squamata, Varanidae. Bases 208 to 447 code for a protein of 79 amino acids. Gene Ontology annotation, molecular function: RNA binding.
AGCAAGGGCCGCCGCUAUGACCUCCGCGUUGGAAAGCUACAUUAACCGAACGUGUAUACUUGUUCUAAAGUUGCCAAAAAGUUGGGAGCUUUUACAUGUGAGAAUGCCAGCUCCAAAUCCCAUCUGAGUCAUGAAGUGCAUGGAUGGUUAUGAUCUACAGCCUAAGCUACAUUAUGUGAAUGCUCUUGUGACUUCAUAAAAUGCACAAUGAUAGAAGACUGGCCCAGAGGAACACUCAAGGGUUUUGAUCAAACCAUCAACUUGAUCUUGGAUGAAAGCCAUGAAAGAGUGUUCAGUUCUUCACAAGGAGUAGAACAAGUAGUAUUAGGAUUAUACAUCGUAAGAGGAGAUAAUGUUGCUGUAAUUGGAGAAAUUGAUGAAGAAACAGACUCUGCACUUGACCUGGGAAAUAUUCGAGCAGAACCUUUGAAUUCAGUUGUACAUUAAAGAACAAGAAUACAAAAGGACUUCCUCUUUCAGGCUGUACAGAACUAUUUAUAGGAUAGCAUACUUUUUUACAAGAUGUGUUAAUAACCUUACUAGUUUGUACUCUUUAUUUUGAAUGUUAUGGUUUGAUAUGUAUAUUAAAGGCUACCUUUUACCAA